This is a messenger RNA of Ailuropoda melanoleuca (giant panda), 493 nucleotides long. Its product is annotated as histone H2A type 1-E. Gene Ontology annotation, molecular function: structural constituent of chromatin; protein heterodimerization activity; DNA binding. The coding region runs from base 46 to 438 and encodes 130 amino acids. Gene Ontology annotation, cellular component: nucleosome. Lineage: Eukaryota; Metazoa; Chordata; Mammalia; Carnivora; Ursidae. The record is from RefSeq and is a predicted model, not a curated record. The transcript has a single exon.
GGCCCGAUUCUUUUCUGUUUUUAGCGCGGUGUUAGUACGCUAACUAUGUCUGGACGCGGGAAACAGGGCGGCAAGGCUCGCGCCAAGGCCAAGACGCGCUCCUCGCGGGCGGGUCUCCAGUUCCCGGUGGGCCGUGUACACCGCCUGCUCCGCAAGGGCAACUACGCCGAGCGGGUCGGGGCCGGCGCGCCCGUGUACCUGGCGGCCGUGCUGGAGUACCUGACGGCCGAGAUCCUGGAGCUGGCGGGCAACGCGGCCCGCGACAACAAGAAGACGCGCAUCAUCCCGCGCCACCUGCAGCUGGCCAUCCGCAACGACGAGGAGCUCAACAAGCUGCUGGGCCGCGUGACCAUCGCGCAGGGCGGCGUCCUGCCCAACAUCCAGGCCGUGCUGCUGCCCAAGAAGACCGAGAGCCACCACAAGGCCAAGGGCAAGUGAAUCUGAAUACCGGUGUGUGCAGCUAAAACCUUUUUUCCCAAAGGCUCUUUUCAGA